AUGGAAGAGGAAUUUAGUCUUUUGACUGAAACAGAAUUUAAUCAAAAUGUUAAAUCACAAAUUAGAUUAAUUCACCAAUUUUUUAGUUAUUCAGCUACAAAUUUUAAAAGUUGGGAAAAUUUUAAGAGAAAAUUUAAAAAUUUUAUUUUUAAAGGCCAUUUUAAAGAAGGAUUUAAUAAUUCAAUGGCAGCUUUACGAAAAAUUUUUAGGAGGACAUAUGGACAGUUUUAUGUUCAAAAUAAACAGAUUUUUAAUAAAUUUGUCAAUGAUUCUUUACUCGUUUUUGAACAAGGAAAUGGUUGUUUUAUUGAGGCUUUACAACAACUUUUUAAAAGAAUAUUUUUAACAGAAUUUUCUCUUCUAAAUCCUUUAGUUCGGAAAUUUUUUCAAUUUAAAUCUCUCCUUAAUUUUAAGCGUUCAAUUGAUAAAGAAAAACAACAGAUAUUAAAUUGUAUUAUGUCACUUUUCCCAAUUUUAAGGCCUUUUGGUUCUGGGCCAGAAGCUAUUUCGCAAUUGACUGGGAGGGCGUUUAGAAUUUGGUCAUCAACAAUUUUUGCAUUAGAACAAAUAUCUCAAAAUUUACAAGUUUUGGAAAAGGCAAAUUUUAUGAGAUUGAAUCUAUCUUAUCCCAAGUCUUUCAAUCCGGGAUAACUAAAAGCUUGGGGCAUAUACAGGGCUGUGCGCCAAAAAUUUUUCGCAUGGAACGCCAAAUGCCAUGACUCUCAGCUCAGCCCUGAUAUAUAGAGACGUCUGGGAAAGAAACAAGAGACGAUAAUAGGGGACAAAGCUGAAUAGGAUAGAGCUUGGGAUAUUUGGAGAAGUAUAGAGGACAAGAUAGAG
Molecule: messenger RNA, 840 nt
Organism: Meloidogyne enterolobii
Lineage: Eukaryota; Metazoa; Nematoda; Chromadorea; Rhabditida; Meloidogynidae
Source: the annotation of a GenBank genome assembly